Molecule: messenger RNA, 1356 nt
Organism: Mauremys reevesii (Reeves's turtle)
Lineage: Eukaryota; Metazoa; Chordata; Testudines; Geoemydidae
Product: thaicobrin-like
Exons: 5
Coding region: 413-1051 (212 amino acids)
Molecular function (GO): protein binding
Source: RefSeq, a predicted model, not a curated record
CGCAGACAUCCUCCCUCACUUCCCUGCUCUCAACCAACAUAAAAAAACGCCAACGGUCUCGAAGUUCCUCUUUAUAUAGAUUGGGUGCCGACCUGAAUGAAGACUGAGAGGUCUUCGGUCCUCCCCUCCCCUAGAAGGCACUCCUUGUUCGUGCGUGCAGUCCGAUAGCUUGAACAGGACCGCUCCCUUUAUUCACCAUCUGCUACUGAGAAGGCGGCAUAAAUGACAGCAUCUAGUGUUGUACUAAACUUUCUUCUUAUAUUAGCCCCCUCUCAACAAAGCAGUUUGAUCCUCUAUGAUUCCAACAAAGUUAGGUUUCUAAAUCUAUUCCUAGGUGUCUGAACAGAUGUCCUGAGUCUAAAACUACUGUCCACCAGCAGCUACUCCUGAGCCACCUAACCCGGAGAAAGAAAUGAUUACAACUAUGGGGCGAUAUAAAAGGCGGUCAGAAGGGAAGUUUCAAGCAGAGAUGACUCUUCUUCCUGAUCCAAAACUCAUCCGUGGGGCUUUCCCUCAGAGAAGUGAGCUUCUGGAGAAAUGCAAAGCGGAUGUGAUUCUGGAUCCUGAUACCGCGAACCCUUGGCUCAUCGUGUCUGCGGAUGGGAAAUCUGUGAGAUCGGGAGAGAAACCACAACCCGACUUGCCUGAAAAUCCCAACAGAUUUGAUCUUGCUCCCUGUGUACUGGGCUCCCAGGGGUUCACCUCAGGGCGACAUUACUGGGAGGUGGAGUUUGGGGAUCAGAGAGAGUGGGCUGUGGGGGUCGCCAGAGAGUCCGUGAAGAGGAAGGAAUGGCUCACUCUUAGCCCCAAGGAUGGGAUCUGGUCUCAGGGGCGCUGGUGGCUUCGGAGGGAAGCAUUCGGCUCCUCUGAGACCCCCCAACCCCAUAGUGGGAGGCCUGGGAAGAUCGGGGUUUGUCUGGAUUAUGAAGGGGGUUGGGUGGCAUUUUAUGAAGAUGACCAUACAACUAUGAUGUUGGCCUCCUUCAAUGGGGAAAAAAUUUUCCCCUUCUUCUACGUGGGCGGAGGUGUCCACCUCACACUGAUCCCUUGAGGCACAGGGGGAAACAUCCUACUGGGACUCCCCCAUGAAAUGUGCCCCUCUCUCUAGCCAUUUCCUGCGAAGCCUCCCCGAGCCUCAGCGGCCUUGUCUACAUGCAGGCUUUGCACCGGGGUCUGAUUUAAUUUGAACCCGGAGCAAACACUGGUCUGGAUGAUCUUAAUUUGGUUUACGAGCGGCGUGGCUCAAUUUUAAGCAUUGCCAGAACACGUGGUUUUCUUGUGAGUGUCAUGAUAUUUGGUGUUUUUUUUUUCUUGUGAUGCCAUCAGGAUCUGAGCUCUUAUUAAAUCAAUCCAUUA